AUGGUGGGCAACGUGGCGUACGUGCAGCUCUCAGGUCCUUCAUCCUCUGCGACACUAGGUAUAUACGCAGGCAUGUCACCGCAAGAGUUAAAGCAAUUAGUUCGUGCGGCUUUGAGCCAUAAUGAUGGUGUCUGUGCUGGAUUUUUGGUAGCACAAGAAGAUGUGAACCGGCGUUUAUGCCGGAAAAAGUGUCAUUUUAACUCAAAUCAGCGCCUUAUACCACUCUCUCUAGCUUGUAAAGCGCCAGAACUACUUACAGGCCGAGUUACUGCUUUGUUUGCACCGCCUAAAGCUCAUCAACGCCUCAAAGAGUCCGAGAAUGCUGCAGAGGCCUCUAACGACUUGAACAGGCUCCACAGACUGUUACAGGGGCUUGAGAGCGAGCAAAAUUUCAGCAAAUUUGAGACAGCUAUGCUUUACGAUCUAUGCGAGCAGCAGAGUGCGUAUAUUCUUGAUAUAAUGUCCAGAAAUACGUCUGUCGAUCAGAAAAAGCGCUUUCUGCUGCGUCUGCUGCAUCCCGAUAACUCAUGUGAGCUUCGAAACGAGUUUAAUUAUCUAAGAAAAACAGCGCAGAACGAUCCGAGCGAGAAUUUACUGCAAACCGAAUUGAUAGCCCAAAAAAUCGCAGCUAUUGGCUCAAAAGUCUCUAGUCAUGAAUUCCAGCUGCAAAUGGAAGGAAUAAGUCAGGAGAAUUGGUGUAUAGAUUCUGAUCAAGUUGGAGAUACAAUGAAGUUGCUUUCUUUGGUAGAAAAACUUCUGGACAAGCACGUACUGCCUGAGGAAAAUGGCGUAUAUUUGUUAAAGCUUGUUCUGUACCAAAAUCCAGUGCUUUGGAGUGCAUUUUACCGCUACAAAAACGGUGGAUGCAGUUUGUUGGACUUGGAGACGACCGCGAAGAGAUUAGCAGCUAUGGAAUCUAUUCCGCCCAAACCAGUUAGCACGUCUAAAAGCAAAAAAUCACCCAAUGUGACGAAGAUGAAUAAUCAUUUAAUUGUAGUCGUAGAAUCUUUGUACGAGCAACGAAUGCUGACGGGACUGGAGUUGGAAAUUCUUCUGGCACUUUUGGCUCAGCAUGAUUCGCAAGUGCAACAGAUUAUUCGAGACUUUCAGUCAAGUGAGGAUCAGGAUUUCGGUGCAUUGCGAGACUCAUUGGUCGGUGUUGUGAAGGAAUUGACGAUGGAAUUAGGUGACGAAGAGAAGGCACCAUUGACGUUUGCUUUUGGUUCGGAUGAUGCACUUCGAGAGGCGGACGAAUUGCCUGAAGAUAGCGACAUAAAUGACAAUGACAUGCAAGGAUGGCAACGACAUUUGACGUUUUUAGUGAAACAAUGGCAAGCAUGUAAUGAGUUGACCGAUGUUGCGGCGCAAACGUUGCAAAAUAUGUUGAUGCAACGUCACAAUUUAUUAGAAAGUGCGUACGAAGUCUUUGCUACAGACGCGGACGCAUAUGAGCUCCUGGAUACGUUGCAACGAGUUGCCAAAAUGCAACACCAGAUCGAACAGACUGGUCAAAAAGUUUCUGAUAGUGCAGCUCAAAGAGAACUCAGUCUGGAAGAUGUUGUGAAACGAAUGCAGCUUCAAGGACUUAUUCUUUCGGAGGAUGCCUCGGGCCUUUUGGGCCUGCUUUAUGGCGGGAAUGAAGCGUUACAAGCUGCAAAUGAAGCGUUUCAGGCGGACAACGAUGUCCACGAGCUAGAAGAAACGUUGAUGCUUGUGGUAAAACAUGCCCGCUUCAACCGCAAUUUACAGAAAAAUAAAGUUGUAGACGAAGUUGAACACGGGUCUUGCCUAUUGGCCGAACUUGGGAGAUCUGGACGCUUGAACUUGUGGCAGAUUCAGGUUUUGAUCUCGCUGUUAAAACGUGACGAUCCUCGUUUACUGGCUGCAAUGGAUUUGCACGACGAAGAUAAGAAUCUGGAGGAAUUGAUUGAAACAUUGUCAAUUUUGGCCCAUUUGGCCUCGAGAGAACAGCAUGUUCAUGAUAUGGUGUAUGCUUGGAUCACUUCUUUCAACCGUGACGAUAUUCUAACUCAAACACAAGCAAAGCGGCUGAUAGAGUUAGUAGAAGUGCGAGACCAUCGUCUCUUUUCAGCUUUCGUUAUGUUUUUAAACGAUGAUAACAAAGACGAAUUUGUGAGCUCAUUGAGACGCAUUGCAAAUUUAAAUUUGCAAGAGGAAUGGACUGAAGACAAUGCUGUUUUGGCGCUGUUAAAGGAUUGUGAAGAGCAACUUUUUCUGUCACACGAAGAGCGAGAACAGGUGGAAGCGCUGAUGUGCAAUGGCGAAACGAGAUUGCUGGCAGCGAUAGAUGUACUCGCAGAAACAAAAGACACAGAGGAUUUUGCAGACACUGCUCGUCGCAUUUUGGCAAAGUUGAAAGAGGAAAAUGAGAUGGCAAAGUUUUCGUUGAAAGAUCUUUCCAACAGCUCAGAGAUUGUUCGGGAAAAAAAUGUUGCACUUGAUCAAAAUGUAAAGGACGAGGCAAAGGAUGAGGUAGCAAAUUGUUCGGUAGUCGCAGAAUGUGAUUCAUGUCAAGACAAGCAAGAGCUACAAGAAGAAAUGGACAAUACUGAUGAUCAAGUAGCCGACGUUGUGAUGGCUGGUAACUAG
Messenger RNA from Plasmopara halstedii, 2610 nucleotides. RefSeq lists its product as uncharacterized. The transcript has a single exon. The record is from RefSeq and is a predicted model, not a curated record. The coding region runs from base 1 to 2610 and encodes 869 amino acids. Lineage: Eukaryota; Oomycota; Peronosporomycetes; Peronosporales; Peronosporaceae.